Molecule: messenger RNA, 159 nt
Organism: Beauveria bassiana ARSEF 2860
Lineage: Eukaryota; Fungi; Ascomycota; Sordariomycetes; Hypocreales; Cordycipitaceae
Exons: 2
Coding region: 1-159 (52 amino acids)
Source: RefSeq, a predicted model, not a curated record
AUGUGCCUUUUUUUGCAGAACGCCGCCGCUUGCGACAUUAUCUGCACCGUCUGCCGAUCCACGUUUCUCAAGACCACCAAGCCUCCCCAGCUGCUCGAGCACGCCCAGAAUAAGCACAACAAGGGCAUGGCCGACUGCUUUCCCUCUGUGAGCGCUUAA